AUGCGCAGAAAAACCUGUGAUGGUGAUUCAUACGUGCUUAAUUUGGCUAUAUUUCUAAGAACUCACGAGAGGCAGCUAGCAAAUGCACUCUUAGGACUGAAACGCUCGGAGAAGCUUUCUUAUCACCCCUCGAGUGUUGGUAUGUCAAAGCCAAUCCGACUAUCAUUAACGCCGCAUCAUCUGUUCUAUCUUUUAGAACGGUUACAAGAACUUGGCAUCGCUGUGGGCCCCAUGAAUCGAAGACUUCAGAGCAUUGAUACUAGUGACGCACAGUUGAACUACGUCUCAUUUUUAUCGGAUCACCAAAGCCAUUAUCAUAACAAAAUGACUUCAGAUACUCAAUCGGUUCAUUCGAUUUCCAGUGUGAAAAGUGUGAUGUCCAGUGUCAGUGCAUUGUGGAAUAAUUUCGGCAUGAGUUUAGCCGGACACGAUCAUAGUAAAACUCAACUAAUCUGUGACCUCAAGUACAUUCUUUCCGCCUUGAGCAAACUUCCUUGUCUUCGAAUAGCUCCAGAUUCAAGGGCUCUUUUAGUUGCCGGUUAUGAAGAGUACCCAUUUGAUACUCGAGUCCCACUUAAGGUUUUCAAAAACUUGACCGUUCUCGAAGUGUGUGGGCUGGAUCCACGGGAAGUGUGUGGCUGGGCAGUACUCAGUGAGCAGCUGCGGUUCUUGAUUGUAAAAAAUGCCAAUUUGAAACGGGCUUCAGAUAUUUUGUAUGACUUGGUAGAUUCUGAUACGGAAGAUGCUGAGGAGACAUGCAAUCAGGAACUGGACAGCCCAAUCCCAAUGUCAUUUUCUCGUGCUAGCUCACAUUCAUCGCCAGCACUUCAUUCUUCGUCUUUUGAGAAUCAACACACCCCUCCCGAUGAUCGAAAAGGUACCAGAAGCUCAUUUUAUUGUCAUCGUACAAGCCAUGGCUACACAUACUCAACUUUAUCUCCGAUGGCCACUAGCAGAAUGCGGCGAUCCAACUCGGUAAGCAGCUGCGAUCAUAAGACCUUGAGAGAUCCAAAAGGAAAUUUGCCAACAGUUCAAUCUUCAACUUCAUCUCCUCCACCUGAAACUUGCACAACCAAGAUUAUUAACUCGAAUUCCCUUUACCCACAUCGUUGGGCCAAGCUGAAACAUUUGUCGUUAGCUGAGAAUAAGAUCCCUUACAUCGAAGACCACUCAUUCUCACGUCUAGUUAACCUUACUUCUUUGGAUCUAUCAAGUAAUCGACUGAAGGAAGUUCCCAAAGAAGUUUUGAGCUUGCAGGGGCUCAAAUCGCUCAACCUCUCCUACAAUCAAAUAUCAUGCACACAAACGUUCACGGUACGAAAGCUCAAACACUUGACGUUGUUGAAUUUGCGAAAUAAUGUCAUUUCUAGUUUAGAAGGAUUGGAGGAUUUAGACUCAUUGUCUAAACUAGACCUAAGGGGGAACAAAAUUUGCCAGUUUGCAGAUGUAAAGCCAUUACUGUUGAACAAAUCCGUCUCUUUGGGCGCUUUAUACUUAAUCGGUAACCCAAUAGCCAAAAUACGGGGCUAUAGGGUAACUCUAUUCAACUUAUUUAAUGGUGUAGAGUAUGGCUGCAAGUUAAAAAUUGACGGUUCGAGUCCAGGUAUUUUUGAAUCACGACUACUAGCCGAUGCUGAUUUGGCCAAGCAGAAGUUGAAUGAGCUCAUUGACCAAACAAUCAUCAGUAGGAUGACAAAAAGUGUCUCCAAAAUGAACGUUACCUACAAGAGCACUAAAACCAUGAAACAUACCCUUGGAAGCCCUUUUACGGAAGAAUCCGAGACCCCAGAUGAUAUAAAAGAGACAUUGUCAGUAUUGACACUUAACAAUUCUAUUCUGAAUUCGAAUGUGCCUCUCCGAGAUAAUGAACAGGAGUUAUCGUUACUCCCACCUUCAAAACCAUUUACACAAUCCAGCUCCAGAUUUCCUGUUUCUGUCAAAACUCCCCUAUCAGGCGCUAAAUCAGCUUCUGGUAUCUCGCCCCUUUUUUUCAAAGAUGAUAAAAAUGCUCCUGUAAACUCCAAUCACAGAAACUCGACUGAGAAUCCGAUUCGAAAGGUCUCUAUCGCUUCUCCAGCGGUGCCAGUGAUAACCACAACAACAACAACAACUAUUCAAAACAGUCUUUGUGUGGACAUGGACCAAGCUGAAUACCAUGGCACAAAGUUUUGUUGA
Messenger RNA from Komagataella phaffii GS115, 2175 nucleotides. RefSeq lists its product as uncharacterized. The coding region runs from base 1 to 2175 and encodes 724 amino acids. Lineage: Eukaryota; Fungi; Ascomycota; Pichiomycetes; Pichiales; Pichiaceae. Gene Ontology annotation, cellular component: cytoplasm. Gene Ontology annotation, molecular function: protein kinase binding. The transcript has a single exon. The record is from RefSeq and is a predicted model, not a curated record.